Messenger RNA from Cucumis sativus (cucumber), 1739 nucleotides. Its product is annotated as F-box protein At5g49610. The transcript is spliced from 2 exons. The record is from RefSeq and is a predicted model, not a curated record. Lineage: Eukaryota; Viridiplantae; Streptophyta; Magnoliopsida; Cucurbitales; Cucurbitaceae. Gene Ontology annotation, molecular function: protein binding. The coding region runs from base 370 to 1551 and encodes 393 amino acids.
UGUACAUUUUGUAAAAAACACGAUCAACAUCAACGUACUUAUUUGGACCUAACUUUUGUGUAAAAUAGAAGGCUAAUGUCUCUUUUAUGUAAAAAUUAUAAUUUGACCUAUAUAUUUAGCUUCUGCGUUCAUGUGAGAAUCGAUGAAGACGCCAAAAAAUUGAAGAAAAUGGGAAAAGACAUUUUCUAUGUUCCAGUUUCUGUUUGGACUUUAGAGAUAGUUUAGUAUUUCCUCUCCUCCACUUUGAACAAUUCGUUUCACUCUCAACCAUGGGAGCUUGCUCAAAAUAUCAAGGCACCUUCUGUUUUAGACUGAUAACAUAGAUAUAUGCCAUGGCAAAUCCAAAUUCUUUUUAUCUAGAUUGAGAAAAUGAAGAUUGAUCUUGAAGAAGCAAUAGCAAAGCAUGUUCUUCGCUUCCUCCCAGCAAAAUCAUUGAUCAGAUUCAAAUCGGUUUCUAAAAACUGGUACAAUUGGAUAAAUUCCCCUUUCUUCACCCACCAACAAGCCACUCAUUUCACUAAAACCUCCGCCUUCAUCUCUCAGGCCUACCACCGUUUCUGCCCUUUCUUCAUCCCUCUCCACCGUCAUUCCCACGGCGUCCCUUCCUCUGCCUUCCUCCCUUUCCUCCCUCAAAUGUCCACCAUCAGAACCACUUCCCACGGCCUCCUCUGCUGCAAAAGUACUUUCCAAGACAAUACUUAUUUCAUCGCUAACCCCACCACUGAACGAUGGAUUGAACUCCCUGAACCUACUCUGUUUCACUCCUCUGUUUCUGCCCUGUCUCUUGCUUUCACCCCUUCCACUUACAAUUUCUACUCCCAUUUCCAACUCGUCUGUGCUGUCCCCAUUCCUUCUGUUCGUGCUGUUUUCUUUGAAAUUUACUCUUCUAGGACUAAUUCUUGGAGGCUUUCUGAUUCCCAAUACUUUUAUGAUGCUGAUCACGAUUUGAGCUUUAGAGGUGAUGGGUUUUUUAUGGAUGGAUUUGUGUACUGGGAGACGUCAAAUGGCGUCAUUCUCGCGUUCGAUUUGACAAAUGAAGAAUAUGGAGAGAUUUUGCUCCCUCUCGAUCUCCCUUCUCCUCACUAUGGAGCUUUAAUGGAGAUGAAUGGAGAGUUGUGUUACGUUACGGUAAUUACGAAGAACCACGAUGAUGGUCAUGAUAAUGGCGAUGACGAUGAUUGUUAUUAUUGGUUAGGGGUGUAUGGUGGUGGUGGCCAUGGGAUGGUGUUGAAGAAAAGAAUUCCACUUUAUGAUGAUAAUGGGUUUUUUUUUGAGGGAGAUGUUAGAGUUUUGUCUGGUUUAAGUGAAGGUGCAGUGAUGAUUCUUGUGGGAAGCAAAGUGAUUCUUUAUCAUGUGGAAGAAAGGAAGAGGAGGUUUGUUGGAAUAGUCGAACCGGCAGAGAUUGCGGCGAUUGAUGUCGAUGAUGGUGCCGUGCGGUUUUUGCCAUAUGUUAAUAGUCUUGCGAGCGUGUGUCCGGUGGACGAAAUGCCGCCGGAGGAUUACGAGUUUGAUAAGAUCUUGAAAAAAAAGAGCAGAAACAAGAUUACUUGAGGCUUUUAUUAGGUGUGAAGAGUUUCUUUCUUUGUUCUUCUGUUGUGUAUAAAUAAUUUGGAUAUGGGGAUGUAACGAUGGGUGUUUGAAGGGUAUUGAACUUCUACUAUUGGUAGGACAUCUCUUAAUUCAAAUAAGAUGUGUUUUAGCAUGGUUUCCUCAGUUACCAUCUAGAAUUGAUCCUUAAA